UUUUUAAAAGAUAACCAAAAGUUUUCGAAAAUGGAGUGAUAAAAGGAGGGAAUUUAUACUUCAAAGAGUAACAAAGUACAUGGCCAAGUCUGCUGCUGAGGAUAUUGAUUCUCAGGACAACGAUUCUUUGAUUCAAAAUCGAGGCAGAGACACUGAACAAAGUGACAAGCCAGGUUUAUUACAUCCAUCAGAACCGUUAAGGGAAAGCAAAGACAAUGAGAUUGAAGUCAUUGAACAAAGUAAAGGACAUGAAACGGCUGAACAAAUGUAUUGGCAAGGAAUGGAAUGGCAAGGAAUGUAUUGAACUGAGCAACCGAUCAUGCAUAUUAUAUUAUGGAAUUGUGGUACGUAUUUUUGUUUAGUACACAUAGUCCAUUCACCUUUCACGAUCCAUCAGAGCAGUGUUUACAUGAAUUCAAUUUGCUUCAAACAUAUAGUCAAUCAGGAUGGUCUGGAAAGCAGAUGAUCUUGACUCGACAAAUUCAGAGUCAAUCAGAGUCUCAAAUUGAAAUCUUCGUUAUGAUUAUCUCGGCAAUACGGUUGAGUGAUCCGACGAGAUUAUGCCAUUUGAUGAUUGAUUGAUUUUUCCGAAACAAUAUAUUGUCUCCACAAGUUUGCAUAAACAUCGAGAAAAAGAUAGUACAAAGACUGUCGGAGAGUUUCCAGACCAUAUAACUUGAUUGGCUGUAUGGUCAGAAUGACUGGUUAUGUUGCUGUCAAUCCUACAUGUUGUACAAGGUUUUCAGAUUGUAACAUACAAGGUGUUCCAAGCAACCCAAAACUAUUGAAAUAACGUAUUGCGACUCUCUCCUCCGCAGAGGCUUUUAAAGAAUAUGAAUUCGAAGGAAUUGAAAUUGCGCUAGAAGGUAUCUGGUAUGAAGACAACAGAUACCAGUCAGUCUAGCGCAAUUUCAAUUCCUUCGAAUUUCAUAUUCUUUAAAAGCCUCUGCGGAGGAGAGAGGUAUUGCGGUUAGAAUUUGAAUGCCUGAUCAGCACAAAGCUUGGCAUAAGUAAAUUUUGUGCAUAAAGAAACUGUUUAAGGUGGCUCGAUACAGUUUUCGAAAAUUCAGGUGUUUAACACUUUGACAUGUUCAAACUACGUAUUUUUAGGAUUUAUUCAACAGAUAUUUUUUUUUUAAUAUAUUUUGAUAACUUUACUUUCAAAUUAUAUUAGUUUUAGUAACAGAUAGUUUGUUGCUAUGACGACAUACGUGUACGAAAUUCACUCCAAAAUGGCCUAUCGUCUCGUAUAGUUGGAAAAAAGCAUGGUGACCCCCAAUUUUUUUUCGUGCAUUAUUUACUUGGACGAAAAGCUAACAAUUAGCAAAAUAUAAAAAAAUUCUGUAAUGCCAUUUUUUUGGAAAAUGCGAAAAUGUCAUAUUCUUCAAUAACAUUUUUUUGGCAUUACAGAAUUUUUUUAUUUUUUGUAUAAUGAAAGUUUUUAGCGGUGCAAUAGAGCAUGCAAAAUUUGAACAUAGGUCACCAGACAAAAUAAAGAGAUAUAGCGCAUUGUUUUUCUAAAAUGGAAAAUUCUAAUGACGUCAGCAAUUGUCAUAAAACGCUAUAGAACACACGCAAUGCAAUGGCGUGAUAUGGCGCAAGCAACUGCUCAAGUCAGGUCAUUUUGGAAGUUCUUUCAUUUUGUUAAUCAGUUUCCGCGACCCGCGCGUAAAAAUGGUUACCUGGUUUUGAGUUCGCGAUUCUUGAGCAGGGUUAUUGUGAUAACUAUAUCGAGCCACCUUAAGAAGCGCUUUAUAUUCCCAAGUGCACAAAACGUGCGCUUUACAAAGAUAUUUUAAUUUCUUAAUAAGUCAACAUUUAUAAUAUAUGCGCCCUGUCAAUAUUUUACGCAUCUUUGCGUUUAGCUUAGUGCUAGGGCAUUCAAAUUCUAUAACAAUACGUUAUUUCAAUAGUUUUGGGUUUUUUGGCCCGAAAACUAUUGAAAUCAUAUAUUGUUAAAAUUUGAAUAUGUAUGUAUUAAAAUUUAGUUAAGAACAUUUCCUUGUAAAGUGCGCGAUUUUCUGUUCUUGGGAAUUUUAAACAGCUCCUUUAACAGUUUCUUUAUGCAUAAAUUUUACUUGUCAUUUUACUUGAUGUCAAUCAUUUAUGCACUCGUGGGAACCAACAGAGUGCUAAGGCAUUCAAAUUCUAACAAUUAAAUUGUUAUUGGUGAUUUCAAUAGUUUUCGUUUUUUGGAGACACCCUGUAGUAAGCUAAGUAUAUUACCCUUCAAGGAUUAAUUAGUGUCACACCAUGGUAUCUCGGUUUUUGUUAUUGUUUUUAUCAUACCCAAAUUCAACAAAUAACGAUAAAAAUACUUUUUUGGUACAUUCCUUGAGAAUCAAAUCGUUACGUGUUUAAAAUUGUUAUACUAUCAAGUUUAUAAAAGAUAUAGCUUCCCAAAUCUACUCUUCUAACGAGUUUUAGAUAAUUUUAAACACGAUGUCCACUCCUGUGCGCAUGCGCGAACUUUGUUUACAUUUUGAACGGGAAACCUCGCAGUGCCUCGGAAGGUCGUCUCCAACUGGAUGGGGGUUUUCUAAAAAACGAAGCAAUUCAUUGUUAUAAACACAAAAGCAAUUGUCAUAUCGAGCCAAUGAAAACCACUCUUCCAAGCUACUGCGAGGCUACCCUUUUGAACUGCUAUAUUUGUAAAAUAUGAUAUACUAGCUGAAUAUCUAACACUUUUCUGGUAUGCUAUACUUGUAAAUGAAUAUGAACUCUACAUUUCAAUUAAAAAAAGUUCGAAAGAUGCAAAAUUUAGGCAAUGUUUUUAUCUGGGGGUCCCCUUUGUUAUGAGUAGAACUGAUGCGCAGAACGAAGUGGAAAUUAUCUUUAAACACGAGAUAAUAAGACUUGAAUCGGCCAUAUUGCCUGUGAGCCAUCAUUACCAUGGUGUGAUACUAAUCUUUUACCAUAAAUUGUAAUUUAGGAGGUAAAUAGUAUAAAUAGCCCCUCGCACUAGUCAAGACAAGUGUAGCUAUAUUUAGUUCGUAUAGAAAGUAUAUUACACAUAUAUUAAGGUCUUGCAGCAUGAAGCAUCAUCAGAAAUAAUCUGCCAUUUUGGGUGGCAAAGAUAUUUUAGUCAACCGAAUACUGCACAGCUGUGGACCGUUAUAAGUCUUCAAAGUGCUCAAACAAAAGCAAGAGCCGCAGUCAGUGCCACAGUUUUGCUUUGACGCCAUGUUUGCUUUUAAACAAACUAUUUUUAAUUUGCCACUCAAUAUGGCGGAAGUCAAUAAAUACGUGCUGUGACGCCAAUUGCAACAGCCAAUAACGGCCAUUCUACACUCCACUUUCAAGUUGAUGGUCUGAAAAAAUAUUCUAUGAUGCAUGUAUGGCUAAUAUCUGCAUUUCAAAAGUAUAAAGACAGAUUGUGUUUAUUUUCAGGGGCUCUUCGGCAUUUUGGUCAUUUUCCGUUUCCUUUCAUUUAUCGUUUUUACCACUUACGACACGAAGUGUAUGAUUCUUGAACAACACGCUUCAGUUAUCGAUUGUCAUCAAGAUGGAAUUGUACCGCAUCCAGAAUUUUGGAUCUCCGCGUGGAUAAUUAUUUCAGUUAUAUCUUCCAUUCUUUUUCUAAUUAUCUUUCAUAUUGCUAACAAUCUCAAGUUGGUGAACUUUCUAGGUGAGAAAGUAUGCAGCGCCUGGAGGAAUGCCUCGUUUAUCUCCUUUUUCGUAUUAUUCCUGCUAACAUUAAUAUAUUACGUUUUUCAAAUUGUUAGUAAACGAUUCACCGGAUUAACAUUAUUCUUCCUGUUGGUUUGGCCAAUUGUAAUGUUUUUAGUAGUCUGGCGUUUAAAUUAUACACCACAAUUGCGAUGGAAAUCAGACAAUUGUCGUCCGGCAAAUUUUCCUCUUGUAAAUUGUCCACAUCAAAAUUGUCCUCCUGAAGUUUGUCGUCAGCGUGUGGCUGAAAUUACCCUUUUCUUAUUUUACUGGAUUGCUCUUGUUAUGUACUUCAUCGAAGCAACCUGCAAACUGCUCGCUGUCACGCUUGAUGUAGCAUACGAUGUCGUACCGGUGAUCGAAGGACGGUUUCCAUACGAAUCUAUGAAGGGGCUUAGUGUUAUAUUCCUUGGUUUCAGAUUGGCGUUCCAUGCAAGGUUGGUUUACUUCUUUUGGGAUAAGAUAUGUCAUGGUGAUAAAGACACCUUUUCUGAGCCAUGUUCAAAAUUGGAAGAUGACCAAACGGGAUUAACUACAACCAUAUCUACACAAACAGAAAGAGUUGCUGAGGCAUUCAUAUCAACAAAAUUAAAGAGAUCAUUAUCUGCACCCACACUAACAAAGACCGACAAACCAGUUCCACCCACAUCCACACCAUCCGACUCCAACACAUUACCCCCUUCACCCACACCAUCCGACUCCAACACACAACCCCCUUCACCCACACCAUCAGAUUCCAACACACCACCCUCUUCACCCACACCAUCCGACUCCAACACACCAUCUCCUUCACCCAGACCACCCUCUGCUCCCAAAGCAAAAAAGCUCAAGAGAGCACCUGCACCCACUCUCCUCCGUGGAGGCCUAUUUGGCUUUUUUGUGACUCGCGGGAAAAAGAAGAAAAGGCACUGGAAGGCAGGCUAGAAGCGCUCGUGCAUGUUAGUAACAACAUUCGAGCGAUUUAUGGCCUUUGUAAGAUAAGCAAUAUUGUAUUUAUAAUUUUAUCGAUAACUGAUCUAAUUAGUCAGAGCCUUUCAUCGAUCCACAACUGAGCUGCUACCAUAAAAUUUGCCUUUUAAAAAUAAAACCGUUGAAAUUAAACGAUUCGUGACUCAUGCAUUCUUAGCGCCUUACAAAUCGAAAGUACAUGUUCGCUUGCCCAAAACUAUCGGACGUUUGUAGCCUAGGAUACUAGAAACAGCGGAAAUCGAUUAUAGAGGCCAAAAUUUGCCGCGGUAGCGUGCUGUUAACUUGUAUCCUAAAAACACG
Messenger RNA from Paramuricea clavata, 4938 nucleotides. Lineage: Eukaryota; Metazoa; Cnidaria; Anthozoa; Malacalcyonacea; Plexauridae. The record is from the annotation of a GenBank genome assembly.